Molecule: messenger RNA, 2997 nt
Organism: Fusarium pseudograminearum CS3096
Lineage: Eukaryota; Fungi; Ascomycota; Sordariomycetes; Hypocreales; Nectriaceae
Exons: 3
Coding region: 1-2997 (998 amino acids)
Biological process (GO): proteasome-mediated ubiquitin-dependent protein catabolic process
Cellular component (GO): GID complex
Source: RefSeq, a predicted model, not a curated record
AUGGCUCCAGCGCAAAGCCAUCCGAUAUUGGCUCAGUUACAGGAAGCUAGGAGCUUGACUGAGCGCACCACAGCUCUACGGGCCCUCAAGAACGAGAUCGUCGGUCACGUACAAAGAAAGGAGCAAUGGAUUGGCCUGGGCGUACUUGAACCCAUCGUCAGAACAUUGAUCGAGGCUACAUCAUCUUCCAAGCCGACUGGCAAGGAGUCUCGACCCCCUCAGUCGCAAAGGCCCUUGUCGGAAGAGGAGCACAUGCGAUUACAAGCAAUACAGUUGAUAGCCUGCUUUGCGAAUGGAGGUCCUACUUUUCUUGCGCCUCUCAGUGCCGCGCAGGCAAUCCCUGCUCUAAUGGCCAACAUAUCGCCGUUUGCCAACGCACCGCAACUUGUCGUAGCGGCACUCAAGGCACUGACUGACGUUGCCGAUGCUUGCGUCCGAGCUGCACCGUCUUCAGAUCUCAACAUCGAAACACUUGCCGCUGCCGUUUUCUUUACCGAAUACCUCGACUCGUUUGGGUCAAUGCUAUCUAUUACCUCUACAGAUAACAUGCUGCAAUCUCAAGUCACGCUUGCUGCGGGCUUGAUAUCUAGGCUCUGCCAUCAAGAGCAUCACCAACAAGCUCUGGCGACUUCCGGCAUCCUGGAUGCGUUAGCAACACAACUGGCCAGCGUUGCUGUUCUUCGCGGGGAGGUUAUCCCUGGUGCUUAUGACCAAGCACGUAAAGAUGGUCUUUCCGAAGCUUUCCCAGACCGUGCCCCCAGGACCUUGCGUCUCAGCUCGAUACUCGAGGCCAUCACUGCUAUUUUAGGAGAUUCAAAGUAUCGGGCAAACAGAUUAGCUCACUCGCCGUCCAUCCUUGCUGUUUUCCCUUCGAUAAAAUUUUACUCCGCCAAAAUUUUGGACGUGGAACAGCCAGCGUCUAAUAGUUGUCAGCAACCCGUGACUGCCAUGGAUUACAUGCUCCCAAUCAAUCUACCUCGAAACCCGUCGGCUUCGUCUCAAGGUUCACUACAAAGUGGCUCAUCUGACUCGCAAUCGUCUGGUAGAUCAUCCUUGGGCAAGUUCAGCUCAUCGGCUUUGUGGGAAACUUCUCAUUACUCACAAGUGGGAUCUAGCGAAGGAAGCGCCGGUGAUAUUGAGAGCCCCUUAAUUCCUUGGCUGGUGAAUCUAGUGAGACGGUCGGAUGAAUAUGACCGUCUUCUCGCCACAUCUGUUCUUGCUGCACUUAUUAAGGGUGGUGUAACAAGCAAGGGUUCAAGGGAAGCAAGUCUGGGCCUCCUUGUAGUUCCCCUACUAGUUGGAUUAAUCGCAAAGAACGACAAUGAGGUUUCAGACGUUAACGAGGUCGACAUCGCUACUAAGCGCACCAUUCUUGAGCGCGCGCCAGUUGUUUUAGCUCGCAUGAUUACGGACAGCGAGUAUCUUCAAAAGGCAGCUUUUGAGUGUCAGGCUGUGCCUGUCCUUAGCCAACUUCUCCAUCAUGCUUACCAGCCUGUCAAAGAAAGCGAACAGUCACACUACUGGUCACCGCAAGGAGACGUUGAAAUGGAUAUCGAGAACAACUCUCCGAUGGCUCGGCUUGGAAAGGAGGGUCAAAAUGAGCUCUUAGUUCAUCGAGUCAAAGUGCGCGAAAGCACGUUGAAGGCCAUUGCUGCACUCGCAGGGGGUAAGGAAGACUACAGGAAGGUCUUCGUAGCCAAUAGUUUGGUUCCACUUGUUGUUGAGUCGCUCUCAGAGUAUCCAAGAAAACUGCAGACAAUGAAGGAACGUGCUCCAGAAAGGACAGGAACCGAUCCCAGCAGGAACGAGGAAACCCCUGGAUAUGGUACUAAUCCUGCCUCCGUGAUCGCUGCCGGGUGCCAUGUUCUCAGGAUGCUUUCUCGCUCGGUGAGCAUCUUGCGAACAUUACUUGUCGAUUACGGGGUUGCCAUCCCUGCCUUGAGUCUCAUGAAGCAUCCGGAUGUUAACGUCCAAGUGGCUGCGACUUCCGCUAUCUGCAACCUGGUUCUGGAAGUAAGCCCAGUACGCGAGCUUCUAGAGGAAAGAGGAGUUGUGCCCAUCCUUUGCGACCACGCCCACUCGGAAAACCCGGCCCUUCGCCUCAAUGGACUGUGGGCGCUCAAGCAUGUUGUGGAUGCCACCGGGCCUGAUUUGAAGAAGGCGUGUUUAGCAAGGCUUGGGUCGCAGUGGCUGCUGCAACUCAUACGCGACGAUACAGAAGAUAUGGCUUUGCACGAGGGGAGAGACGAUGUGGAUAUGCAAACAUCUGACGAGCGACAUGGAUGGAUAUACGGCUCAAACGGAAUGCUCCAAGAACUUGACGCAGCCAACUCUUCACGGCUUCGCCAAGCGGAAGACAAACUCGCAGCGAUACGAGAGUCGGAACUAAAUCCGGCCAAGAGAGCACGGAACGAUGACUUGGCGAUUCAGGAACAAGGCCUUCAUAUGAUCCGAAACUUGAUUGGAAGACCGAGAAGUGUGCAGUCGCCAGAGACGGCAAACGAAACAUCUGAAAUGAUUGAUUUUCUGUUGCAGGAAUUUGAUUCUGCCGAAUUCUUCAACGUCCUAACGUCAAAACUACGGGCCAAGGUGUAUCGGCCGUUCAACCAUCGAGCUAUAUCAACAGGGCGAGAUACCAGGGUGUUCCAUCCCCAGGCUAAGCUUGUGGUGGCCGUGUUAUAUAUUCUAUCGCAUAUCGCGGCGAGCAUCCCGCGUCAUCAGCAAAUGAUCAUCGCGCAAACAGAUCUGAUGAAGCUGCUUGCGCAGCAAGCUAACAGCAAAGAUCGAGAAGUGAGGGUGGCUCUGUGUCACGUUAUCAUUAAUCUCACAUACAAAGACGACGACAGUGAGGCUCAAGCGUGUGCUCUCCGGGCGCAUGAACUACGAAAGCUUGGCUUCUCCACCAAAAUGGAAGCCCUCACUAAGGGAGAUGGGGAUUUGGAUGUGCGAGAACGUGCCAAGACAGCAGUGUUCCAGAUUGAACAGGCUAGUUACUGA